AUGAAGCGCAAACUCUCUGACAUGAUGCCCUGGAAGCGCUGCGGUCCCAGUGGAAGCGAGCAGCCGUCGGACCUGAGUGUAGUGUGCAAAACAAUCGAAAACUGGCCGCAUAACAAGGGCGAAAGCGGCCUCUUCUACGCCGGCUUCCGCUACAUCGGGCUGUACAACAAGGCCAUCGGCGCCUGCUUCCUGGGCGGCCUCGAAUCCGACGACUGGACUAAGGUGCACAGCUUGCAGCGUAGUUGGUUCACCUGCUUCACAUUGUUUUGCCUCUUCGGAAGCAUGGCCGUCGGUUUCGCGGCAGUGGUCGAGUACGAAAGCUGCAGACGCCAGCUGAGCGACGCGGACCGCUUCCAUGCCAUGGCGUACGCUUGCUACGUGAGCUGCGUGGUGCUCGAGAGCAUUGUCAACUACACCGUGGCGCUGGUGCGUGCUCCAAGGCUUCGGGGCCUGAUCGUCAAGUGUUCCGAGAUCGAGAGGCACCUGCGGACACCGCCCGGUUCCAAGCGCCGCACGAAGCUGUACGCCGUUGGUGUGAUGACCUUUUACGCUAUGCUGGUCGGCAUGUGCAUGUUGCUGGCGGUGGCCACCGACUGCGGCGCGUCGAUGCUGCAGGACAAGGCUUCGCCGUUGAUGAAGAUCUACUCGCGGGGCCUUGGAUCCUGGUACAUCCUGGUCAUCGUGCCGCAGUGCCUGGGACCCCGACUGUGCAUGUCGUAUUCGUUCGCCGUGUUCCGCUUCCACCUGCAGUGCAUCGGACGGGAGAUCAAGGAGUGCCUGAGCUCCACCACCAUGUCAUCUGAACAGAAGGCCGUGCUGACGGAGCAGUGUCGCGCCCAGCUCCACAGCCUGAGGGAGUGCCUGCACGAGACCGGCGUCAUCCUGGGGCCUGGCCUGCUAUUCACCUACGGCUAUACGGCAGCACUGUUUUGUGCCGCCAUCAUCUACUGCCUGAUGCCGAACGUGACGCUUGCCAACGAGAUAUUCUUCCUGGGCAGUGGGGGCAUGCACUUCGCCAGUCUGCUGCUGCCAACCGCACUGGCCCACUGCUUCGCCGACGAUGUUUGGAGACUGCAGACUCAGGUUUCGUGCACUCCACUCGGGAACGAGCCACCAAAGCUUGUGCAAAAAGUCUGUCUACUAGUCAACACUUUGCAGCGAGAGGAUUACUUGUUCAGCAUCAACGAUUACUUCAACGUGAACCUGCAGACGUUCACGAGUAUAAUCGGCGCAGCGCUGAUGUACACGGUGUUUCUGGUGCAGACAAGCAGGCCACCUGUGGAAGGUGGUGGGCAACACUGACACCCCCAGAUCAUGAUGUCAAAGAUGCGAAACACACACAACUACAGUUGACAUCUACGCAAUGCGAAG
Dermacentor albipictus is the source of this 1371-nucleotide messenger RNA. The record is from RefSeq and is a predicted model, not a curated record. Lineage: Eukaryota; Metazoa; Arthropoda; Arachnida; Ixodida; Ixodidae.